Molecule: messenger RNA, 1029 nt
Organism: Abrus precatorius (Indian licorice)
Lineage: Eukaryota; Viridiplantae; Streptophyta; Magnoliopsida; Fabales; Fabaceae
Product: cysteine-rich repeat secretory protein 38-like
Exons: 3
Coding region: 1-1029 (342 amino acids)
Source: RefSeq, a predicted model, not a curated record
AUGCAGUCACUGUGCUUUGUUGUCCCAUGUGUUAUCAGCUUCUUUGUCAUGGUGUUUUCAAAUGGCUUUUGCCUUGCUGAUACAAAUAUGCAAACGAGUUCUCAAUGUUCCGAAGCUGAAUAUUCUGUGAAUGAAGAUACAUUCCAAACCAAUCUUAGAAGUUUAUUGGAUUCAUUAGCUUCUAAUGUGGUCCAACAUCAUGGUUUUUACCAAACCAUUGUAGGAAAAAAGGCCAACAAGGUUUAUGGUACAAUAUUAUGUAGAGGGGACAUAUCUGCUGACAAUUGCUCUGAUUGCACCCAUAAUUCCACCAGAGUGGCCUCAAAUGAUUGUCCUAAGAGCAGAGAUGUUUCAAUUUGGUUUAGAUGGUGUUUCCUACGCUAUUCAAAUGAGAGUUUCUUUGGAUUUAUGCAACCAACAGCUGUGGCAAUCACAAAUGAUACUGAUUUUGAAGACCCAUCUGUGGUUUCACAAGGGCUUCCCUUCAUGAGUGAAUUAGCUUCUAUAACUCCAGAGAAGUCAUUCAUGUUCCAUACAGCAGUACUGAACGCCAGCCAAAGUGGGAAGAGGUAUGGUAUGGCUCAAUGCACAAGGGAUAUCAGUAUGCUGGACUGCAGAAGGUGCUUGGAUGCUCAGUUGGUCAAUUUCAGAACUGUCAUUGGAAACAAAAGAAGAUGGGAAAUUUAUGGAUCUAAUUGUUUCAUGUGGUACAAUGACUACCAGUUUUAUUCUAAUGCCUCUACUCUUCUAAGUGCUGCUUGGAGAUCCUCUUCUUGCACAAGAUUAAUAACUGGCAUAGCGGUUGCGGUCAUGGCAGCCUUUUCUAUUGACCAACAAAAUCCUUUGGGAAUUCAAAGUCUUCAAAGAUGGUAUCCUCCCCCUUUGAACCACAUGAAACUUAAUAUAGAUGGAGCUGUCUCUCAGGUUCAUGGAAGUGCUAGCUGUGGUGGUUUAAUCAGAAACUGCCAAGGCCAUGUUAUAGCUGGAUUUUACAGUUUUACAGGGGCAUUGCAUUAUGCUCUCCUAUAG